Molecule: messenger RNA, 763 nt
Organism: Asparagus officinalis (garden asparagus)
Lineage: Eukaryota; Viridiplantae; Streptophyta; Magnoliopsida; Asparagales; Asparagaceae
Exons: 1
Coding region: 47-490 (147 amino acids)
Source: RefSeq, a predicted model, not a curated record
AAAACCUUAUCACCUACCUAAUCCUCAACUAUUCUCAUUAAAGCAUAUGACAACAAAGAAAUCCCCUCUCUUCACCAAGCUCCACAGAGCAAUCCGAAAGGUAAAAUUCCUGCUCUCCUUCAACGCAACCAAAUGGAUUUUCUCGUCAAUCCUCGGCUCUCCUUCCGAUAAAAAACAUCGAAGGCGCCUUAGCUUAAGAAGCCAGCCUUCGGGUCUUCUAGACUGCACCAGUAACGAUGAAUUCUUCGAAGCUUCAGGCUCCCCGUUUGUGCUGUCGAGGUCCACAAGUUCGGUGACUGAUCGGUCGAGAUCGACGAGCCCAGCCUCGGAGGUUUCGAGGUCAACGAGCAGUGCGUCGUCGACCGAUGAUAUUGAUCAGAGAGCCGAGGAAUUUAUUCGGAAUUUUUACAGGCAUAUACAAAUGGAGAGGCAGGUUUCUCUCGAGCUAAGAUACUGUAAAGGGAAGGAGUUGGAGAGAACUCGAUCAUGAAUUAUAUAUGGAAGUCCAUUAAUUUUGGUUUUUUAAUUCAUUGGAUAUUUGAUUAAGGGAGUGGUAACAAGUUUUUGUACUAUUUCAUUUUUGAACAUUGUGUAUGGAAGUUGUAAUUUGUAAAUAUCGUGUAAACAAUGGACGAAUGGAGAGAAGUCCGGAGCAAUAAGAUAUCGGUGUAAAUUGAUCUGCAAGAAUAUUUGAAAGAGCAGAUUGUUUGGUGUUGUAAAUUGGCAGUUGAGAAACAUUGAGUCGCUUUUGAGUCUUGUAUUC